This is a messenger RNA of Spea bombifrons (plains spadefoot toad), 2863 nucleotides long. Its product is annotated as rho guanine nucleotide exchange factor 15-like. Gene Ontology annotation, biological process: activation of GTPase activity. Bases 91 to 2802 code for a protein of 903 amino acids. The record is from RefSeq and is a predicted model, not a curated record. NCBI's taxonomy places the organism in Eukaryota, Metazoa, Chordata, Amphibia, Anura, Pelobatidae. The transcript is spliced from 14 exons. Gene Ontology annotation, molecular function: protein binding; guanyl-nucleotide exchange factor activity.
GUUACCCCGCCAUUAACAACGCUGUUUUCAUUUCCCUUCUCAGCUCUUCCGCCCAAGCUCUUCCAGGACCCAGAGGACGGGGCAGUAAAGAUGGGAUCUUGCCCCCUGCGGGCAGCCUGCCCCUCUCAGUGCCGCUGCGCUUGCCAUCAGCAGAGGCCGGGGCUGGUGUUGGUUUGGGUCCCAGAGUCCCUUGUUUCCCGGGGAAGCCAUUUAAACGAGGCCUCCGACUCUUCAGACGACAGUGACGUGUUCCACGGGGUCUUAUCCAUCAACGAUGAGCCUGAUGAAGGAAAAUGGGGGGCCCUAAGAAACAAGAUGGCACCUGGGGCCAGCUACCCGGUGAGGCGGAGGUCGCAGAGAUACGAGCGCUGUACCCGGGGGGAGGAAGCGGACGGGGUAUUUAGUGAUAAAGACAGGAACAGCGUGAUUCUAACCUCUUACAGGUCCACGAGUGAGUGUGCGUUAAAUGGCGAGAUGGCUGGUUCCUCCGCUCAUGUCUUCUCUCAGAGCACACUUGGGAUUAGGAACAAAGAGGAUGCUGGUAACUCCACCCCUGAGGAUCUUCACUCGGAAGUGCCGGUUCCAAACACAACUUCAAGGGAUGGCCCUUUAUCACGGACAGACCAAUCCAACAAGCAGACCACGAGUGACCCUUGUCUCGUUAAUGAAGUAUCACCCACGGGAGAGCCGGCUCUUCCUCGGUCUGAACCCCCGCCCUUGAGGAACCAUAAAUCCAAGACCGAGACGCGCUCAGCGACCGCUGCCACUACUACAGAGUUGGAUUGUGCCAGUGGAGAGGCUUUGAGGCCUCAAACUUUGCCUUUAAACAUUGCCCCUGCCCCCGAGCCUCCUAACCCUAAUGCCCCGACCCUGAGGGACCAGCCAGACUCCCGCGCCAUGAUCCGCAAACCGGCUCGACGGAGUAAGCUGCCCCCUGUGUCCACCAAUGGUUUUGGGGAUGUUUCUUUGUUCCCGCCCCCUAGUGCCCCAACCAAACCUCCUCGGGGGGCUGCCCCUCCCCCGCCGCCGGCUCCACCACCGUUCGAGAGGAAAGGGUCCCUCAAGAGGAAUCCAGAAGUUACGGUAAAGGAGAAGACGGGGUCAUUAACCAGCCUAUCGACGGAUGGGUCAAACCAGGGCAAGGUCCAAUCGGCACCGACGGAGAACAAUUCACUGGACGGUCCUCAGGAAGACUCUGCGUCCAGGUUGCAGAAGGUGAGAAGCCCGCAGUCUAUAGACUGGGAAUCCCACCUGCGGGACGAGCCGCUCUACCAGACGUACCGGCAAAUAGUCAUCAAAAAGGAGAUCCGGAGACAGACGGCCCCGCGGAACAGCAGCUUCACCAGCUACGACUCCACGUUAGACAGUCCCCUCUCAUCAGGGGGGUCUCCGAGGCUGGGACGGAGAUCGGCCGCCCAGCACAACACGUUAUGGCAGGAGCUGCCCGCCGUGAAGGAAAGCGGGGUGCUGGAGGGCAUGAGCAACGAACAGAAGAAGAUGCAAGAGAGCAUGUUCGAGGUCCUGACAUCAGAGGCGUCCUACCUGCGAUCGCUCAACGUCCUCACCGAGCACUUCCUGGGGUCCCGCGAGCUCCUCGACGCCAUCAUCAUCCGCGAGCGCAAGAUCCUCUUCUCCAACAUCCUCAAGGUCAAGGAGGUCAGCGAGAGGUUCCUGGUGGAUCUGGAGGCCCGUGUUGAUGACAGUAUACUCAUUACUGAUGUUUGCGACAUAAUCCAUCUCCACGCCGUCAGUCACUUCUCCGUGUAUAUCGACUACGUGCGGAACCAGCUGUAUCAGGAGAAGACGUACAGCGAGCUCAUGGAGAGGAACCCCCAGUUCCACGCGGCCAUUUGCCGUUUGCAGGAGUUGCCGCAGUGCCAGCGGCUGCCGUUUAUGUCCUUCCUGCUGCUUCCCUUCCAGAGGAUCACGCGGAUUAAGAUGCUCAUUGAGAAUAUCCUGAAGCGGACGGACGAGGGGUCCGAAAAAGAGCAAAACGCCACGAAAGCCUUAGACGCCGUAACAAAGAUUAUCGAGGAAUGCAACCGCGAGGUCGGGCGCAUGAAGCAGACGGAGGAGCUGAUUCACAUCGCGCAGAAGAUCGAGUUUGAUAAAAUCAAGGCGAUCCCCAUUAUAUCUCGGAGCCGGUUCCUGGAGAAGCAGGGAGAGCUGAAUGAGGUGCACCAGAAAGGGAGCCUUUUUGGGAUCAAACCGACCAAACUCACCCCCGUCUACCUCUUCCUCUUCAAUGACUACCUGCUCAUCACCCAGAGGAGGAGUUCAGACAAACACCUGGUUCUGGAUUACGCUCAUCGCUCUCUGGUUCAGCUCCAGUCCUGUCCUACGAUGGAGAACGGCUUCUUCCUGACGCUGCUGGAGAAUCACCAGGGAAAGACCUGCGACCGGCUCUUUAAAGCAUCCAAUCAGUCUGACCUCCAUCGCUGGGUGGCAGCUUUUCCCAGCCAGAAAGAUGAUGGUUUCUCUGACAGUGACACGAUAUACGAGGACUGGGACUGCCCCCAGGUCCACUGCAUAGAACCGUACAUUCCUGUACAGACCGAUGAGCUCAGCCUCGAACCCGCUGACAUCAUCAACGUGCUGAGGAAAUCCCCCGAGGGCUGGUACGAGGGGAUACGGCUGUCGGAUGGCAAGAAGGGCUGGUUUCCCGCGAGUCGCGUUCUUGAAAUAACGAAUGAACACGUAAGACGGAGGAACCUGCGCGAGCGAUACCGCGUCCUCCAGGCCGCGCGCCACAUUCAGCUGAACCGGCCCAGCGAGCACAAGAAGAAAUGCAGCUCUGCGUGAGUGGCCGGUAAACAGGACCGGAAAGGGAGCGCGGCCGGUAAACGGGACCGGAAAGGGAGCG